AUGCUAUUAAAAAGCAUUUUUCCAUUAAUUAUUAGUCAACGAUCAAAUUGUUAUCGUAGUUCAAUAACAAGAUUUUCCCGAGAUAUUUAUUCUCGACUUUAUUUUAAUUAUCUUGUUCUACCUGAUGGAUCAACGAUUCGUAUAAGAUAUACGGAACCGAGACAUCUCGUUAAAUUACCAGUUGAUAUUGCAAGUCUAUCCGAAAAAGAACAAAAAACACGUUUACUGCGUCGAUCGGCUGUACAAAAAGAUAAAAUGGAAAUUUCAUUAGAUACUUCUUACGAUCCAUCAGCUUAUUUGAAUCAGUAUACAAAAUAG
Molecule: messenger RNA, 318 nt
Organism: Rotaria socialis
Lineage: Eukaryota; Metazoa; Rotifera; Eurotatoria; Philodinida; Philodinidae
Source: the annotation of a GenBank genome assembly